GUCAGUGCACGAGGACGAGCUGUAGUGUCGCUUGAAAGAGUGUGAAGUUUUUGCAAACCGCAGACAUUUCACAGGAUUCUUUAUAAUUAAAAAAAAAGGUAUAAUGUUAGUCUUGUCUCCUCAUGGCAUUUUCGCAGUUUUGUCUGAUUUGAAUUAUAGCUACAUUUGUACGUCGGUACUCGGGAGUUUUCAACCCAUAACCUGUUUCUUUCUCUGUUUCUCGCGCGGUUGUGAAGUUGUGAAGAUGCGCUCGCAGCUGAUGCUGUCGCUGGGUCUCGCGCUGCUCUGGAUGGUAGCCGUGGCGCACGCCUACCCGUUCAAACCGGACAACCCGGGGCAGAACGCGCCAGCAGAAGAUCUCGCCAAGUACUACUCUGCGUUACGACACUACAUCAACCUCAUCACUCGACAAAGGUACGGGAGAAGAUCCAGCCCGGAGGCGCUCUACUCAGACCUGCUGCUGCGCGAGAGCUCCGAGAGCAUCCCCUCGCGGGCCAGGUAUGACGACCUGCCCGCCUGGUGAAGUCCGCCUAGACCGAAGAGUAUUCAUCCAGCAUUCCUUCCGUUCGGCUAGCAUUCUGUUACGUGUGUGCAUUCUCUCCCUC
Molecule: messenger RNA, 605 nt
Organism: Clupea harengus (Atlantic herring)
Lineage: Eukaryota; Metazoa; Chordata; Actinopteri; Clupeiformes; Clupeidae
Product: pro-neuropeptide Y
Exons: 3
Coding region: 104-523 (139 amino acids)
Biological process (GO): feeding behavior; neuropeptide signaling pathway
Cellular component (GO): extracellular region
Molecular function (GO): neuropeptide hormone activity; neuropeptide Y receptor binding
Source: RefSeq, a predicted model, not a curated record